Messenger RNA from Zea mays, 1469 nucleotides. RefSeq lists its product as uncharacterized. Bases 638 to 1252 code for a protein of 204 amino acids. The transcript has a single exon. The record is from RefSeq and is marked predicted. Lineage: Eukaryota; Viridiplantae; Streptophyta; Magnoliopsida; Poales; Poaceae.
AUCGUAAAUAUAUACACAUCUUUAUAAAUGAUUAAAAUAUUUCAUCAUCACACAUGCCUACUAAUAUUCUACUCGGUCCACCAAUUCAGCUAAUUGACUGGAAUAGCGAAAUUACUCGUCAUAACUGAAUCUGGCUCGAUAAUCACGAGAACCGCGAAGUCGACGAGAGUUCUAGGACUCACGCAAUUUAUCAAGCACCUAGUGAGCAUCACACUAGCACAUUAAUUAAUUCCAUCCAUCGACUCAAUCAAUUAAAGAAAUAACGAACUAGAGAAUGGUUACCGAUUCAAUUAAAAUUCCAAGCAAACGUUGCUGAUUCUUGUUUAGGCCUUGUGUCAAGCACUUGGUAGGUACUAUACGAACUUCACGCACACCACCAUCCAAUCUUUGGACAUCUUUUCUUGGGGAUGCUUUUGUCCGUGCGAUCACAAUUUGAAGACAGCACGUAGGGACUAGCGUCGAAGCGAGGCGAUGGAACAACGAUGACGUGGUGGUGUAGCGUUGAAGGAGCUCGGCGUGAUGGCGAAUUGGAGUUCGACGGAGACGGAACCGAUUAUCGAACAGAAAUUGCGCAGAUCGACGACGCGAGACUCGAUCUGGCGAGCACGACGUAAGGGAUCGCAGCUGCUGCUUAGACAUGAAUUACUUGCUACCGAGCACGACGGAGGCCGGGGAGCAGGAACGCUGCGCAGCGAAACCCACGGUUGCGCGCAGGGGUGAACUCGGUUGGGCGCGGCGAUUGGAGCAGGCGGCCACUGGGGCAGCGCCCAGGCACGCACGACGAGAAUCCAAGCAGGGCCAGUGCGCAGCGACCAUGGAAAAGAUCCGAGCUGGGCUACGGAAGCUGGAGGGCGAGCAGGAAAAUCCGGGCUGGGGCAUCACGGUCUGCUGCGCAACCAUGGAGACAAGCAAAGGGAGCAGGGCGCCGCAGGGAAGGAGCUGGGGACUAGGCACAUGGCUGGAAGAGGCUCGGCGCGCAGAGGAAGCUCCGGCACCAGGGAGGAAGACGCGCAUGGCGCUGGGCGCGGUCCGAGCAGAGGCUAGCCAGACACGCGGAGCGAGCAGGGAGCAAGCCCGGCGCGCGACGCAGAGGAAAAUCAAGCUGAGGAGCACCGAGCUGGAGCUCCGAACAGGAGCAAGGAGAAGGGAGGGGCGCGACGCUGGGCAGGAGCAGGGAGGGAACUCCGGCGCAGGGAGCAGGGCGCAGGAGGAACAGAGGCCGAGCUCGGUGAGCUGCGCGCAGGGAAGUUAGGCGCCGAGCUCGCGCGCAACGCAGGGAAGAGCUCGAGCGUGCCAUGGCGAGGGAGCAGGAGUGCGCUGGCUGGGGAAGAAGCUGGGCACGAGCAGGCACCUGGGCGCGCGGCAUGGAGGGGCCGAGCAAAACGCGGCAAGCUGAGAAGUCGCGGCGCAGGAAGUUUGGCCGGUGAGAGCGCGCGUCAGGGAGGAACGAGCAGGGAGGAGGGAGAAAG